Messenger RNA from Bubalus bubalis (water buffalo), 2514 nucleotides. RefSeq names its product glycine N-acyltransferase. The record is from RefSeq and is a predicted model, not a curated record. The transcript has 6 exons. The coding region runs from base 234 to 752 and encodes 172 amino acids. Gene Ontology annotation, cellular component: mitochondrion. Gene Ontology annotation, molecular function: glycine N-acyltransferase activity. Lineage: Eukaryota; Metazoa; Chordata; Mammalia; Artiodactyla; Bovidae.
GCUGCACCAGCUCCCUGAACCGUCUCCCUUCCUUUUUAAGGAGGAAAGGUCCACAGUGACAGCUCCAACUUAGUUGUUUCUGUAGAAAAACCACCACAACACCCUUUGCAGCUCCUGGCUGGGCGUCCCGGGACAACGAGCACUUCAGGUUCUGGAAAAAGCUGCUGCUUCUCAUUGGCUCCUGGGGAUUCUUCUCUGUGCAGACACCUUUCCAGGCUAAGGUACCUGCCAAGAUGCUCCACUUACAAGGCCCGCAGAUGCUGCAGAUGCUAGAAAAAUCCUUGAGGAAGAGCAUCCCUGAAUCCUUAAAGGUUUAUGGGACCACCUUCCACAUAAACCAAGGAAACCCUUUCAAGCUAAAGGCUCUGGUGGACAAGUGGCCUGAUUUUAAUACAGUGGUUAUCCGCCCUCAGGAGCAGGAGAUGACAGAUGACCUUGAUCACUACACCAAUACUUAUCAAGUCUACUCCAAGGACCCUAAGAAAUGUCAGGAAUUCCUUGGCUCACCAGAAGUCAUCAACUGGAAGCAACAUCUGCAGAUUCAAAGUUCACAGUCCAGCUUGGAUGACGUGAUAACAAAUCUUGCAGCUAUUAAAUCGGGCAAGGUCAAGCAAGCACAGUGCUUUCUCUAUAUGGCCUCUGAGCCUACAAAGAAAUUGGCUACUUCUCUGCUGGAGGCAAAAAAUGUAUCAGUCAAUAGUGGUAAACACAAACCCAGAAACGGCGAAGCGAUAGGACCUAACUCGAGUUAGUGACUUCCCGGCACAGCAGAGGGAGAAGGCCUUGGGGUUCUGCUCGCAGACCCCGCAGGGUGAAAGCGUGGAAGGGAGACGACGUGGGCAACAGGAGACCGUGAGUAAGACGCACCGGCGUGCAGCUGGCACAGACAUGCCUAAGAGAUGGCUCUUGGUCGCCCUCUUGAUGUUUGCUCUACAACCUCAAGUACCGGGAAGCCUGCUACACGCCGAAAGUUCUCAUGCGAUUCUUAACUUUUAAUGUUAGAGAAUAGAGGAAAGGGCUGUGCUGAACAAAGUGAAGUGAGUCAGGAAGAGAAAGAUAAACACAGUGUCGUGAUGCCUACUUAUGGAAUCAGCAACACGGUACUGGCGAGCCUAUUCACAGGGCAAGAAAGGAGACACAGGACGAGAAAACAGGCUUGUGGACGCAGUGGAGGAAGGCGGCGGCGGGGCAAACGGAGAGAGACGCACUGGCGUAUCCGCACGGCCGCGCGCAAAGCGGGCAGCUGGUGGGAAGCUUCUGUUCAGCACAGGGAGCUCAGCUCUGAGCCCUGUGAUGACUGGAGGGGAGGAAUGGAGGCGUGGAGGGAGGCUCAAGAGGCAGGGAAUGUGUGUAUACAUAUAGCUGAUUCGCGUUGUACAGCAGAAACCAAUACAUGAUUGUAAAGCAAUUAUCCUCCAAUUAAAAUAAAUAAAUAAAACCCAAACCUGAAAGGGGGAAAAAAAGACUGAGUUUCCCUGGAGUGACUAGGACACAGAGACGACGGUAGCAUGGUGAUAGAAUGCAUAAUCUGAACCCACUGUGGACCAUGAUGGGGAGCAUAGGUCUGGCAAACUCAGCCCCCAGUUACUGACUGUACUGCUGAAGGCCUCAGGACCUCUUGGCAACCACUGGACAGUCUGUGCUCUGCAUGGAGAGCUAACGAGCCAUUUCUUGAGAACCAGACGUUUGGUAUUUUAAAUUAUUGCUGUCGUCAUUCUUAAGGUGCUUCUAAGGUGGAUGACACUUUACCAAGUGAGCAAGAUGAAAACCACUGAAGAAAAUAUAGGAAAGAAAUCAUUGCAACUUGAGUAGGGAAAAGAUUUUUCCAUGGGAUACCAAAAGCACCAUUCAUAAAAGCACAAAUUAAUACGUUGACUUUGAAGGAAACCAGAAUGUUAACCCCAAAAGAGAAAAAACAUACAGUUUAGUAAAACAUAAAGUGCACAUCGUUCAGGAGAGACCUAAACCAAAAGUAACUCAAAACGGUGCCCUGGGACUCCGACGUACAUAGUGUCUUCAGCAAGAAUAACAAAUUUGUAGAGAAAUGACAGGGUGAAGGAAGUUAGGCUUCCAAGGAGGGCAAAAUAUGAGAAGUUAAAUAUACAGGAGGAAAAUUAUGGGGCAAAGUUUGUUUGCAGAUUCCUCUGGGCUGAUAAGAAUCUGGCUUGGAAAAAGUACAAUUUAUAUUCCGCCUUUAGGCGGAAAAAGAGGAGCUUUUCUGUUUGCUGGGACUUCCCUAUAGCUCAGAUGGCAAAGAAUCUGCCUGAGUGCAGGAGAUCUGGGUUCAAUACAUGGGUCAGAAAGAUCCUCUGGAGAAGGAAAUGGCAACCCACUCCAGUAUUCUUACCUGGAGAAUCCCAUAGACAGAGGAGCCUGGUGGGCUACAAUCCAUGGAGUCACAAAGAGUUGGACAUGAUUAAGUGACCAACACACACAAUUUCAAGCACAAGUUUGCUGCUUCUGCAGUUCAGUUCAGUUCAGUCCAAUCGCUCAGUCAUGUCUGACUCUUUGUGA